AUGAAAAAACAUCAGGAGAAUCAAACCAACUUUGCAGGAUUCAUCCUCCUGGGUUUCUCCUCCUCACCAGAUCGCCAAGGAUUUCUCUUUCUCAUCUUUCUCUUUAUGUACUUGCUUUGUGUGUUAGGAAACCUCCUAAUAAUCUUAUUGAUCUUCUCUAAUGCCAGCCUCCUCUAUGCGCCCAUGUAUUUGUUUCUUUCUCACUUGUCAUUGGCUGACAUUGGAUUUACUUCUUCAAUUGUGCCUAAAAUGCUGCAGAGCUUGGUGUCUCAGUCAAAUACCAUAUCCUUUAGUGGUUGUUUAACACAGCUGUAUUUCUUUGUGAUAUUCUGUACGACAGAUAAUCUUCUCCUGACAUCUAUGGCAUAUGACCGCUAUGUAGCCAUCUGCCGCCCCUUGUAUUAUGCCAGAAUCAUGAACUAUAAAUGUGCUUUACGAUUAGCUGCUACAUCUUGGCUCUUGGCUCAUGCCCAUUCUUUGCUGUAUGUACUGUUGGUAUCUGAUUUUACAUUUUGUAAUUCCCAGGAAAUUCCUCAUUUUUUCUGUGAUGUCCAUCCAUUAUUGAAGCUCACCUGCUCCGAUACCUCAUUAGUUGAAAUGGUCUUAGUCAGUGAAGGUUCAACUGCUCUUCUUGGGCCCCUCUUAUUCAUUCUCCUCUCCUAUAUCUUCAUCAUAUUCAAGGUGAUGAAGAUUCCAUCUAGAUCUGGGAAGUUCAAGGCCUUCUCCACUUGCAGUGCCCAUCUUACUACGGUGACCUUGUUCUAUGGAUCUCUGAUGGGCACCUACCUUCGCCCAUCCCAUACCUAUUCUGGGUCCCAGCUGAAAGUGGCAUCAAUAGUAUACACAGUGGUCACCCCGUUACUCAAUCCUUUCAUAUACAGCCUGAGGAACAGUGAGAUACAUACGGCCACAAAGAAGUUAUUUAGGAAUUGGUUUCAGAAGAACUGA
Ahaetulla prasina is the source of this 948-nucleotide messenger RNA. Its product is annotated as olfactory receptor 1J4-like. The transcript has a single exon. Gene Ontology annotation, biological process: G protein-coupled receptor signaling pathway. Gene Ontology annotation, cellular component: membrane. Bases 1 to 948 code for a protein of 315 amino acids. Gene Ontology annotation, molecular function: G protein-coupled receptor activity; olfactory receptor activity. The record is from RefSeq and is a predicted model, not a curated record. NCBI's taxonomy places the organism in Eukaryota, Metazoa, Chordata, Lepidosauria, Squamata, Colubridae.